Diatraea saccharalis (sugarcane borer) is the source of this 784-nucleotide messenger RNA. The record is from the annotation of a GenBank genome assembly. NCBI's taxonomy places the organism in Eukaryota, Metazoa, Arthropoda, Insecta, Lepidoptera, Crambidae.
AGUCAGCGAUCAUCGGUCGCCGCCAGUGGUCUCGUGAUCGUGCCGAGCGCGCGUUACUGACUAUUGCCGAUCAGCUUCAUAACAAAAUAAGAUGAGGAGUCUGUUGAUAUUGUUCGUGUUGGCGGUAUGCUACGGGGUCCUCGCCAAAAACAAGAAACCCGAUGAUAGAGUGAAGAUAGCUGUGUAUUACGAGUCGCUGUGCCCCGACAGCAAGAAAUUUAUAACGGAACAAUUGGCGCCUGUGUGGCACGAACUGCGCGGCGCUAUCAAAGUCAAACUUGUGCCGUAUGGAAAGAGCACGCACAGCCAGGGUGAAGAUAAAUGGAAUAUCAUGUGCCACCACGGACCCGAUGAAUGUCAUGGAAACAAGGUGCAAGCUUGCAUCCUGAGGAACCACAGCCUCCUGGACACGGAUAAGAUGGCCCUGAUCAUCUGCCUCAUGGGACAAGCGCAACCUGACAAGGCACUGGACACUUGUUUAGCUCAGGUGAAGAAGGAAAGUGUAACGGAGAGGUUGAAGCACUGCUCGGACGGGCCGGAGGGCGACGCCAUCCUCGCCAAUAACGGAGACAAGACCGCGCGCGUGCAGCGACCGCUCGCAUUCGUGCCCACCAUCAUCAUCAACGAGAAAUUCGACCAAGCCAACCAAGACGAGGCGUUGACCAACCUGAAAGCGGUCGUGUGCCGCAACGCCGUCACCAAGCCGGCCAGCUGCUGAUUUUAUAAUAUUUGUAUUAAAUAAAUAAAAAUAUUUUUUAAGACAUAACAAAUAAAUUAUUUUUAU